This is a messenger RNA of Pomacea canaliculata, 1206 nucleotides long. RefSeq names its product 5'-nucleotidase-like. Bases 84 to 1010 code for a protein of 308 amino acids. Lineage: Eukaryota; Metazoa; Mollusca; Gastropoda; Architaenioglossa; Ampullariidae. The transcript is spliced from 6 exons. Gene Ontology annotation, biological process: nucleotide catabolic process. The record is from RefSeq and is a predicted model, not a curated record. Gene Ontology annotation, molecular function: nucleotide binding; metal ion binding; hydrolase activity, acting on ester bonds.
UCUGAAAGCAGUCCAGCAGAGAUGUACGUUCGUGAUUCAAUUUUUGUCGUCCGUUAUCCUGUCUGACAUUUUGGUGACCGCUGAUGCCAGACUGCCUGUUCAGCACGAUGACCGUCCCUCUUCUGCCUUCCAUCGUCACUGCCAUCGUGGUGGCGUUGACGAUGACUGCUGUACCCGCCGCGGGCGAGUUUGAGCUGACGAUCCUGCACACCAACGACAUUCACGCAAGAUUCGAGGAGACCAACGUGUACAGCAGCAUCCCUUGCUCCGCCUCUGACAUCGCAAACAACAAGUGCUAUGGGGGGUACGCACGUCUGGUGACAGCAUCGCGGGAGGCGAGACAGACUUACAACAACACCCUCUUCCUGGACGCGGGGGACCAGUACCAGGGGACCAUAUGGUUCUACUACUUCGGCGAUGUCGUCACCCCCAUCUUCGUCAACCUCCUCCAGUACGACGCUAUGGCCAUCGGUAACCACGAUUUUGACAGAGGAGUCGAAUACCUUCUCCCCUUCCUCACGAAAGUCACCGCCCCCGUCGUCAACGCUAACAUCAACGCCACCCUCGAGCCAGAGUUGAACCAGGUGUUGAAGAAAUCCGUCAUCAAGGAGGUCGGGGAUCAGAAGAUAGGAAUCAUCGGGUACACGACUGAGGAGACACCUGCGUUGUCGAGUCCAGGACCGAACUUAAAGUUCGGGGACGUGUUGGAAGCUGUGAGGAAGGAAGUUGAAGUUCUCACCAGUCAAGGCAUCAAUAAAAUUAUCGCACUGGGGCAUGCUGGGUACAGUGUGGACAAGGUGAUAGCUACCAUCCCUGGUGUGGACGUGGUGGUGGGUGGACACAGCCACUCAUUCCUGUACAACUCCUCAAACUUAGCUGACAGACCGUCGAUAGAAAUACCAGAGGGAGACUACCCGACAGUGGUGGAGCAGUCGGAUGGGGGUAGGGGCCUGGUGGUGCAGGACUAUGCAUUCGGCAAAGUACCUGGGUAUUCUCCACGUCACCUUUGACGACAACGGCAAUGUCAUCGACUACAGUGGCAAGCCGAGACUUCUCAACGCCUCCGUGCAGAACGACAAUGCCACACUAGAGAUGCUACGGCCAUGGAAAGAACAGGUCAUGAAGAGGUCGCAAGAAGUGAUUGGCAGAACACUUGUCAACCUGGAGGGCUUCUCUACAAUCUGCAGAAUACAAGAGUGUAACCUG